This is a messenger RNA of Aspergillus lentulus, 1017 nucleotides long. RefSeq lists its product as uncharacterized. Gene Ontology annotation, molecular function: aldehyde dehydrogenase (NAD+) activity. Gene Ontology annotation, cellular component: cytoplasm. Lineage: Eukaryota; Fungi; Ascomycota; Eurotiomycetes; Eurotiales; Aspergillaceae. The record is from RefSeq and is a predicted model, not a curated record.
AUGGCUACCCCUACUCGCAUUUUCCUCACAGGUGCUUCGGGCUACAUUGGAGGUGAUGUCCUUCACGCGCUACGAUCCGCCCAUCCCGAGUAUAGCAUUUAUACUCUGGUGAGGGACCCCAAGAAGGCCGCACUUCUGUCUCAAGCCUUUCCAAACGUCCAAGUCGUCUGCGGUGAUCUCGAUUCCACGUCCCUUAUUGAAGAGGAAGCUCGUCAGGCCGAUGUGGUCGUUCAUACCGCGAGUUCCAGCCACAUUGAAAGUGUCAAGGCUAUUGCUCGCGGUCUAGCUAAACGAAGUGAUCCUGGCUACUGGCUUCAGAUCUCGGGCGCAAGUGUCGUUUCGAUUGCCGACAUCGUCAGCGACACCUACGGAGAAGGGACCGACAAGAUCUUUGGCGAUGUCGACGAUGCCGGCGCGAUCCGCGACAUUAUUCGCCAGAAUGCGACUCGCCGUGUAGUUGAUAACUUUAUUCUUAACGUGACCGGCCCCAAGACAGCCCUUGUGUUCGCACCAAUCAUUUACGGACAAGGUCGAGGCAUCAUCAAGAAGCGAAGUAUUCAGAUCCCCGAGCUUGCCAGAGUCGCUAUCGAAGCGGGACGAGCGAUCCAGGUGGGGAAGGGCGAGAGCACUUGGAGCAACGUUCAUAUCUCCGACAUCAGCGAUCUUUUUGUAAAGUUGGUUGAGAAAGCUGUCCACAAGGACGCAGACAAGCACAUGUGGAAUCGGGAAGGGCUGUACUUCCCCGGCAACUCUAUGCUAAGCUUCAAGGGGAUUUCCGAGUUGCUUGCACAAACAGCCCAUCGUCUCGGUUUGAUAGAGUCACCCUUGGUCUCUGAGAUCGACCACGUGGAGGCGGACAAGUUAUCUCCUCACGGGGGAGUUCUAUGGGGCACCAAUGCCCGCCAGAACAGUCAACGGGCGAGGAAAUUGCUGGGAUGGUGUCCAAAUGGCAGAAGUCUGGAGAGUGAUAUUCCUGAUACAGUGGAGGAGGAGGCAAAGCGAUUGGGGAAACUAUAA